AUGACAUCCGAAAACAAAGGCACCAAUCUCAUGGCGACGUACACGUCUCCCGAUAACGAGCACUUCACGAUUACCAAGAACAUCCCUGCCCCGCCGUCAAGUUCUGUCCGAGACAAGACCCAAUACCUCGAGGCUUUGCGCAAAACCGUCGCCGAAACCCAAGACCAAGUCAAUAAGGAAUUGACAGCACGGAUGGAAGAAGACAAGGCUCGUGAAACUCCAGCUGGGGGCAGUGCUGCUGCCAAGCUGGGCGCUGAUGAGGACAAGGAGGAAGAAAACUAUGGCGAGGAGGUUCAAGAAGAAGAGGAUUGA
Pochonia chlamydosporia 170 is the source of this 312-nucleotide messenger RNA. RefSeq names its product gon7 family domain-containing protein. The record is from RefSeq and is a predicted model, not a curated record. The transcript has a single exon. Bases 1 to 312 code for a protein of 103 amino acids. NCBI's taxonomy places the organism in Eukaryota, Fungi, Ascomycota, Sordariomycetes, Hypocreales, Clavicipitaceae.